GACCACAGAAAAACAUCCUCGAUUCAUUCCUGUCCUGCGGGCCUGAACUCAUUCUUGGUGUUUCGUUCGCCAAUGAAACAAGCAACAUCGUGCCGUUGAAAGAGUCAUUUCUACUUGAUAUAUAUCCUCAGUCAUCUACCAAGCUGCCCCCAACCUCAUACUUCCUUAAGCAUUGCCACAGUCGCAAAGUCUGCAGCCCACUCGCAGUUUUUCGUCCCAGCAUAUUUUGGCGCCCAACUUGGAGAGGAUGGGUUACACGCUGCGCGCUUGCCUUCUCCUGCUCGUGCGACUCGCCAUUCUUUGUCUAGACAGUUUGAUUAGCACUGCACUUCACCGGACAAAUGUGUGCGUUGUUGAAGGCAGUGAGUGCACCACGAAGAUUGAGGGCUUAGCCACUCGGAGAGCUCUAUGCAACAAGCCUUGCUCCAUCCGUUCGGUCCGCUUUGCCUCUCAUCCGACACUCCUAUCGUGCAAUCAAGAAUGGUACGAAGCCCCAAUUGGAACACAUCAAAUCCGCCACGGAUGCCUCACUGAUUGGAAGCGCCCAACAGACGCGACUGGUUUCAGCUGUCAGAUCAUCACGGUCCGCCUACAGUACAUAGAGACGACUCAGAACACGCGCUUUGAGUAUUUCAUUAAAGGUCGGCUUCAGAGAUCCCGAUUCGAAAGUGUGCUUGGCGCACAUGUCAUCUUCAUCGCAGAUGGUGACAUCUGGCAGACGCAGCACAAGCGUGACUCUCAGAUCUUCAGCGCGUCACAACUUCGAACCAGGGUCCAGACAGCCGUUCAUGAAGAGACCAGGAAGGAAAUCAGCAUCAUGAGCGAGGCUGCUGCUCGCGGAUAUGCCAGCGAGAGGAACCAACCCGUGCUGCCAGAGCUAUUCUUCCGCUUCACACACUCUGCCUUAGCAAAAUCUCCUUCUCUCGGGACUUUAAGUGCCUCAGAUCCUCGAUUUCCUGCUUCGAUGAAUCCGUUCCAUUCGCCAACGCCUUCCAUCUUGCACAUGGGGUUCUCAAUGAGCCCUUCGCGCUGCCGCUCUUCAAGCUGAACUAGUUUCUUGCUUCACAAGGAAAGGACAUAAAGACAGCGAUCGGGCACAUUCACAAGACGGCCAGCGCAAAGUCGCAAAAGGACGGAAGGGACCUGGAGCUGUUCAUGGAUCUGGCAAAGGACCCUCAACCUCGUUCUGACCUUUUUGAUUGCAGAUCGAAGGCCGCGAAACCACGGCACAGUCGCUCAGCC
This is a messenger RNA of Tilletiaria anomala UBC 951, 1242 nucleotides long. RefSeq lists its product as uncharacterized. The record is from RefSeq and is a predicted model, not a curated record. Gene Ontology annotation, molecular function: iron ion binding; heme binding; monooxygenase activity. Lineage: Eukaryota; Fungi; Basidiomycota; Exobasidiomycetes; Georgefischeriales; Tilletiariaceae. The transcript has 6 exons. The coding region runs from base 248 to 1048 and encodes 266 amino acids.